Molecule: messenger RNA, 2535 nt
Organism: Gigantopelta aegis
Lineage: Eukaryota; Metazoa; Mollusca; Gastropoda; Neomphalida; Peltospiridae
Product: WD repeat-containing protein 92-like
Exons: 8
Coding region: 116-1180 (354 amino acids)
Molecular function (GO): ubiquitin binding
Source: RefSeq, a predicted model, not a curated record
CAAUCUAGAGAAUUCCAUGUUGUGUUAUGACAUGUGAGCGUUUGUUUUCACCGAUUCCCGUUUUAUAUAUAUGUGUACUAUAUCGGGUAGAAGACGUUUUUAAGUAGACAAUAGUAUGGAUAAGCCACAAAUUAUUGCACAUGUUCAGAAACCGCUAACAUACACGUUAUUUGACGCGAAGUGGAUUCCAUGCUCUGCAAAGUUCGUAGUGUUGGGCAGUUACCCAAAGGGGACCGGUGCAUUGCAAGUUUAUGAAGUUUCCCAUGGAGACGUCAAGUUAAUUCAUGAUAUAGAGAAGUCAAAAUCAUUCAAAUGCAGCACGUUUGGAGCUUCCAGUCUUCAGCAGAGAUUCAUAGCUACUGGAGAUUUUGAUGGCAAAUUGCAGAUAUGGAAUCUUGAGUCCACAGAAUUACCAGUAUAUUCGGUGAAAGGUCACAAGGAAAUAAUAAAUGCUAUUGAUGGAGUGGGAGGCCUGGGAAUUGGUGAGGGUGCACCAGAAAUAGCUACAGCUAGUCGAGAUGGUGUUGUCAAAGUGUGGGAUCCUCGUCAAAAGAAUGACCCUGUAGCCACAAUGGAAGCAAGUGAAGGAGAAACAAAGAGAGAUGUUUGGGCCGUUGCAUUUGGACAUGCCUUCAAUCAGCAUGACCGGUGUGUGUGUGCUGGUUAUGACAAUGGAGAUGUCAAGUUGUUUGACUUGAGAGCAAUGGCGCUGCGGUGGGAGACCAAUGUUAAAAAUGGGGUGUGUUGUGUGGAGUUUGACAGAAAGGACAUCAAUAUGAACAAGCUUGUGGUCACCACACUGGAGUCGAAGUUUCAUGUCUUCGAUAUGCGGACGCAGCAUCCACAAAAAGGAUUUGCAAGUCUCGUAGAAAAGGCUCACAAGUCAACUGUAUGGUUGGCAAGACAUCUUCCACAGAACAGAGAUAUCUUCAUGACAUCAGGAGGAAAUGGGUCACUUAAUCUGUGGAAAUAUUCCUAUCCAUCAAAACGAGUUGAGAAGGAUGGAAAGGGUGUGGAGAUGGGCGUGGCAGGAACGGUGAAUCUACUACAGAAUGUGACACUGUCGACACAGCCGAUCAGCAGCAUGGACUGGAGCCCCGACAAGGAGGGACUGUGUGUGUGCACCUCGUUUGACCAGAACCUGCGCGUUCUUAUCGUCACCAAGCUGAACAGGGUCUGAGAGUCUAUGGAGAUGAUAACCGAUCGUUACAAGCUGUCUAGCUAGAGUGUGAAGAAAUCAACAACAUUGAUUGAUGAACUACGGUUAGUCUUUGCCAGGAAGGGCAACUGAUCACUCCUGCUCCCCUCCAUAUUCACCUGAAAAGUUUUCACAGAGCAGCAAAUAGAUCACCUUGAAGUUAAAUUUUUAAUACGUUUUAUUUUGAAACUUCAUGCGAUUGCUUGCCUAGCAUAAUUUCAGGAGGGUGAUCUACAGCUCACCUUGAUUUUGUUGGUGGCGAAGACUGACUGUAGUUUGUUACAAACAUUGCUCAGGGUGUUCAGUAUGAUGUUUUACAGUAAGAGGCUGCUAAUGCAGUAAGAACAAAGUAUAAAGUGAUGAGAUUCAAAGCAUCUUCCUAAACAACGUAAUUAAUCUGCAAUGUAAUUUGUAAAACAGACGUGGCACAGAAGUUAAAUGGCUGGUGAAAUUAGUCAGUUGUCAGCUGAUUUCGACAUGCCUGAUUUCUUGAUGGACUGCUGUAGUUGUUUUAAAGGCUAGAUAGCUGAUUGAAGAAAACAGACUUUUACUCUGUUGUCUAGCUCUGUCUUGAAAUAAGAACGCAUUUGUUUCUGAAAAUGAUGGAAUGGAAUGUUAUCACUGUUCUGUCACCUCUUGAAAUACAGCAUUUCUAGAAGUGCAACAAAUGUCACAUUUUAAGUCCAUGGUAUAUUUUACAAAACACAUGUAUUCAUCAAGCCCAUGUUUGAACCAUAGGUCAGAUAGACAAUUUAUUAAACUGCUGAAAUAUACCAGAAAAAGUACCUAGGAUGUGGUGGAGGGUUCAUUGUGUCACAGAACUGUCUUUUCAAUCUGAUCGACUUCAGUGGCGGAUCCAGAAAAUCCAUUUAAGGGGGCCCUAAUGACAUGAGGUGGAAUGCCAAAGGAAUUUUUGGGGAGGUUUGGAGGGGGAUCGUAAAAAAAUAAAAUAAAUGUAAUACAUGUAUAUAAUAAAAUUAUAAUUGUCGCAAAAUUUAGGGGGGACCUGGGACCACCCGUUAGAUCCACCUCUGGACUUCAUAGUCUGGGCUCACAUUGGAACGGAUCUUGUAAAGUUUUUCCUUUAAAGAAUAUCUCAUUAGCCAAAUAUUAUAGGCACUGUGUAUAAAAAUUAGUAAUUAGCUAAUUUAUCGGUGUACAGGCAGAGCCCUGUUAGUACUAUAUGUAGCAGUAGUUAAGAUAAAACAAUAAAACAUUGAUCUCUUUAAGUUAAUGGGAGUUAUUAAUUUUUACUGUUUUGUUUCCAGUUUCAUCUGUCCAGUGUUUCUGCAUCAUUCCAUGUAUUUAUGUUAAUAAAUGUAUACUAUGAAAAGUGA